Molecule: messenger RNA, 1395 nt
Organism: Bipolaris victoriae FI3
Lineage: Eukaryota; Fungi; Ascomycota; Dothideomycetes; Pleosporales; Pleosporaceae
Exons: 1
Coding region: 1-1395 (464 amino acids)
Source: RefSeq, a predicted model, not a curated record
AUGGAGCCCGCGCAAAUUAUAGCGUCUGUGAACCAGCGAAACACAGAGUUAGAGAACCAAGUUUAUCAAGUUCUUAGCAAGCUUCAAGAAACUCAAUACCAACUUUUCGAAGCGCGUACGCUGAAUGGCAUUUACGAAUAUCAACUCCAAGCCCAAAGUUCUCAGACAAUCAUGGCUAAUGAGACAAUCGUCAAUCUCAACCAUCAUAUCUACUGUCUACAAUCCAACAUUGCAUGUGUCCAAAAUCGAUUAGAGCAAGAACAGCAGGCUUACCAGCAGGCAACUGCAUUCUUCCACCACCGAACCGCUGCCGAGAACUGGUCAAGAAUCCAAUGGCGUCAGGGCGCUGUGAGCCUUAAUACUGGAGCAAAGAGUCUUCACCAGAGUGCUGUCACCAAGACUAAUGCUGGAGUCACAAAUGAUGAACCAACAACAGAGCUGAUCAAAAAAAUAAAAGAGAUGAAGUCGAGUGCUCUGCUAAGGGAAGUCCAGCAUAACGAGCUCAAGCGUGCCUUUAGAAGCGAUAAAGAACGACUCGAAGAGAUAAAUCAUCAACUUGUUACAACGAAUAACAAACUUCGCUUAGAGGCCAAAAACAGCAUGCGUGCUGGUCGAACGGUUCAGAAAGAAAAACAACGCCUAGAAAAGCUUGGAAAUACCGCUCAUAUGGCAAGAGAGCUGGAGGAAGUAGAAAAGCAGUUGAGCAAGACUAUUGGGGAGAUGGAGAGACUUCAAAGCAAACAUCAAGCUGCACUCGCUAAAGCUGAGGAAUUCCGCUUAAAGGCCGAGUAUCACAAAGAAAAAGACAAGAGUUCGAUGCAAGUGGUAACCAAGCUGAAAAAAGAGGUUAGAGACUUGCAAAACGCCGAGAGAGAAAAAGGAUACUUAGCAGAUAUCAAGAGUCUAAAGGCCGAACAAGAGCAGCUUAUCUUGAGAAACGCUCAACUAGAAAAAGAGAUUGUAGGCAAAGAACGCAUUGCCACUGACAGCCUACCAAGGACGGUAGAACAGACCAAAAUCGCCAAAGAGGCAAAGAAGGAAGUGGCUAGUUAUAAAGGCCACGCUAUAGCCCAGACGAAAUUACCGCUAGAAAGUCUUUCAAAGACCAGCCUAGAACUCAGUAGGACGAUAGUUACAGGUGUCCUCCGCUUGUUGAAGGAUCGUAACAAUCUAGACAAGGCAACACCAGCGGAUGAAGAGAUAAAACAAUAUCUCAUGGAGCAACAGCAAGCAAUAGUUGACCACGCUUCAGCAGUACAAUCGAACUUGGUCAAAGUGUCAGAUGUGAUCAAAGCUAUCUACAAUCGACUACUGGAGGAAAUAGUGGCAAUAAAUGUGGAUGAUUUUAUUCAAUAUGUCCAUAGUCUAUACAACACGCUGGAAGAAAGCAGCUAG